Molecule: messenger RNA, 2635 nt
Organism: Elgaria multicarinata webbii
Lineage: Eukaryota; Metazoa; Chordata; Lepidosauria; Squamata; Anguidae
Gene: TRIB3
Product: tribbles pseudokinase 3
Exons: 4
Coding region: 217-1290 (357 amino acids)
Biological process (GO): regulation of MAP kinase activity; positive regulation of proteasomal ubiquitin-dependent protein catabolic process; protein phosphorylation
Cellular component (GO): nucleus
Molecular function (GO): protein kinase activity; ATP binding; mitogen-activated protein kinase kinase binding
Source: RefSeq, a predicted model, not a curated record
GAAGCCAGACCUGAGCCUUCUUCAGAAGCUUUUUCAUAGGUGAUAUGGCUGAAGAAGACACACACACCCUCAAGGUGGACCUGGAGAACAGCUGCCUGUCGCUGUAGACGCUUUAGCCAGGCUGGGCUAAAUAGGAACGGAGCUUCUCGAUAAACAGCACUUUGGCCUCUAUUUGAACGGCUGACCUGCCCACUUCCAGUUCAAAGGCAAAGAACCAUGAGCGUGCUUCCUCCGGAGAGUCUUGCGGUGGCCGCCCCGCGGAACAAGCGGCUGGACUUUGACGAUGCAUCCGAGGCUGACAUCCCAGAAGCCAAGCGACCCCGUCUUGGCCUGCUCCCAGGGCUGGCCCCCUGCCUCCAACCCCUAGCUCACUGCCCACCUGCUCCAGACCAGGAGUCCAAAGUUUCCCAGAUCGGCCCAUACGUCCUUCUAGAGGCCACUGACGGGGGCCGCUGCUACAGGGCUGUGAACAGGCACACCGAGGCGGAAUACACCUGCAAGGUUUAUCCGGCCAAGAGUUACCCGGAGGUGAUGGCCCCGUACGGCGCCCUCCCUUCGCACCCGAACAUCGCCCGUGUGGCCGAAGUGAUUGUCGGGGACCAGAACGUUUACCUCUUUCUCCAACCUGGAAAGGAUGACAUGCACAACUAUGUGCGGCGGUGUAAGCGCCUGCCGGAGCCUGAGGCUGCCGCGCUCUUCCGGCAGAUGGCCGAAGCGGUCGCCCACUGUCACCAGCAUGGCGUCGUCCUCCGGGACAUCAAGCUGAGGAGGUUCGUCUUUGCCGACAGAGAAAGAUCCAAAUUGCUGCUGGAGAAUUUGGAGGACUCCUGGGUGCUGGACGGCCCUGAUGACUCCCUGGAGGACAAGCACGGCUGCCCUGCCUACGUGGGGCCUGAGAUCCUCAGCUCCAGGGCAUCUUACUCUGGGAAGGCGGCCGACAUCUGGAGCCUGGGCGUGGCGCUCUACACCCUGCUCGUGGGCUGCUACCCCUUCCAAGACACCAAGCCCGCCUCGCUGUUUGGCAAGAUCCGGCGCGGGCGCUUCGCCGUCCCCGAGGACCUCUCGCCGAAGUCCCGCUGCCUCAUCCGUUGCCUCUUGCGCAAAGACCCGGCCGAGAGGCUGACAGCCAGCGGAAUACUGUUGCACCCGUGGCUGGCUGCCGGUAGCACCCCCGAGGGCUCCUGGAGCAGCCCCUCUGGAGAGCUAGGGCUGGAGCAGGUGGUCCCGGAAGUGGGGGGCUUAAGAAAGGUUAAAGAGGAACCAGAGGAGGAAGAAGGCUUGUAUAGCUGAGCCGGCUACGAGGAAGCAAAAUGGCGGCCUCCGUCUUAACCUGACUCAUGCUACUCAACGGCAGGCCCGUCCCCUCCCAUCUCUGAUUCCACGGCUAGGACUGGCCCACAAAGUGCCUUUGAGCUGCAACUGGAGUCACUCACAUGAAGAAGGUGCUUUUGCAUCCAAAUCAGGGAAGAAGGGAGUCGAUGCCCCCCCCCCCCCGAUCGGUUUGCGUGUGCCAAAGAAACGUUUCCGAACUCUGUUAUUGACAGCUGCGUCUCCCGCAUUAAGGGAGGGGGGAGCGCUUUGCCCCUACAUGACUCUGAAUCGAAGGAUCCGAGCUCCACACUGGUGGCAACAAGAAGCUUUGGAAACAGUACUGGGGACCCCUCUGGGGUUACUGGAGAAAGAGGUUUUGGUUGCAAAAGCUAGAAUGCUUAUCCUCCCGCUCCGUGACCAAGGACCGGAUUUCGUGAUCAAAGACAUGGACUUUCAAUUGAGGGUUUUGGCCGUAGCCUGACUCCAGUGAAGUGCCGUUUACAGUCAAACGUAUUCCUUGGCCCCAGGAUGUUGAGGACAGGGUAGCAUCCUUAGAGGGAAGAGGCAGGGUUGGGUCACUCACCUCUCCUCCCUGCUGUGACGACGUCUAGAUAAUCUGUGCCUUAAACCUCCUCCUCCUGUUUGGGGCAGAAGCAGUCUCUUACCACCCCCUUCCCCUCCAAUUUUUUUUAAUCACAGUGCCUCUGAUUCCUGCCCUGCCUUAAAAGAAGGCAGGGCUCUGGGGAAGGGCUCGUGGGCCCUGCCUGUGUUUCUACUUGAAUUUCACUCAAUACUUGACGUGUUUUGAGCCUGGGGCGGGUAGCUGUAGUGAUGGCUACCCUCCUUGGCCACCCUCCCCUUGUCUCUCCCCGAAAACUCUCGCACCUCCGUAGCUGAAUGACAAGAUAAACGGGGCCGGGCCUCUGCCUGGGGCUCACGUCACGGCCCUCUUCUGACGUGGAAGGGUGCACAUCCUCCCCCAGAACUCCCAUCGGGUCAGACCCCAUCGCGAGGCUCGUGGAUCUAACUCGGGAUGGCUUCCCUCCCCAGUAUUGCCUUGUCUGUCCUUUGCUGCUGAAGGUGGGACCGGAAGAGGCCGGUGGCCAUUUUGGAGUCGCACGUGUCCGCUGGCUCCCUGGAGGCAAAACCGAGCCCCUUGGCAGGGGUCCAGGGCUUUUGGCUGGCUUUGGUAGCCAAGCCCGCCUUGCUGUUUGCCAGGGCACUUCCCCUCUCCCGCAGUCCUGACUUCGUGCUGCAACCCUGUGAGAGGUCGGGGGCCCAUUCCCGGCUCCCCUGGUGCAGGAAAGGCUAGUGAGGGCUUGCU